AAAUCCACAAAAAUAAACCACAUCAUCAUGGCAGCAAAGAGAAUGGAUUUAAAUAAGCGCACUUUCCUGGUGCUCAGCGGCACCUCGAAUCCUCUGGGCCAGUCCUUGGCUUUGGAGUUCUGCAAGCGUCUGGGCACCGGAUCCCUGGCCCUAAUCCUGGACGAAGAUGACCAGAAGCUGAUGAAAGUGAAGGACCUCCUUCGGAACGAACUGAAAUCGAAGACUGUCACAAUAAAAACUGGCCAGCUCGACGAAAAUCACUCGAAUGGCUACCUUCUGAUGAACCAGAUCUUGGAGGAGGCGAAGGAUAUGCGCUUCGAACGAUCCAUCGUCCUGCACAACGAGGGCGAGACCGCCACCGAAGUCCUUUUGGAGCCGCAGACCUCCCAGGAGUGGCAGCUGUACGUCCGGAAGCAGCUGUACGGACCCGUGGCGUUGAGCCAGAAAUGGCUGCAAUCCAAGUACCUGGAGAAUGUCGAGAAGCUGGCCGUGAAUGUGACCUCGUCCUUGUUGGUGCGACCACUGAUCUACGGUGGUCUGCUCUGCUCCUGUAAGCGGGCCAGGGACAUGUACUUCCGGGCCAUGGCCGCCGAGGAGUCCCGCUCCGGAGUGAGCGUUCUCAGCUUCUCCCCCGGCCUGAUGGCCGAACACCAGACCCAGUGCGACGUAAACGGAAACGAGAUCCGGGUGGAGGAUGUGGUAGCUAGCAAGAAGCUGCUCCAGCUACCCAGGAUCCAGCCGGUGCAGGCCACCUUGAAGCUGCUCAACAUUCUGGAGGAGAUCUCCUUUGUCUCCGGCCACGAUGUCGACUACUACGACACCUUUGUUUUAUGAGUAGCAUCCAGGCGGUGGGCUGCGUCACUCCUGGACACGGUUCUGUACUCGGUCGACGAUUUGGACAAUGUUUGUGACUUGAUUGCCUUGGAAAUGAAUAAACUCUGGCUGCUGACCCUCAUCCUGAUCCUGGACGUGCUCGAAACCGAUGCACACGAAAAGGAAAACGAAAACCAAA
Drosophila bipectinata is the source of this 1012-nucleotide messenger RNA. Its product is annotated as sepiapterin reductase. Lineage: Eukaryota; Metazoa; Arthropoda; Insecta; Diptera; Drosophilidae. The record is from RefSeq and is a predicted model, not a curated record. Gene Ontology annotation, molecular function: sepiapterin reductase (NADP+) activity. Gene Ontology annotation, biological process: tetrahydrobiopterin biosynthetic process.